Anopheles maculipalpis is the source of this 1147-nucleotide messenger RNA. It is a transcript of the gene hry, whose product is annotated as protein hairy. The transcript has 4 exons. Gene Ontology annotation, molecular function: DNA-binding transcription factor activity, RNA polymerase II-specific; protein dimerization activity; RNA polymerase II cis-regulatory region sequence-specific DNA binding. Gene Ontology annotation, biological process: regulation of transcription by RNA polymerase II; regulation of neurogenesis; anterior/posterior pattern specification. The coding region runs from base 45 to 1115 and encodes 356 amino acids. The record is from RefSeq and is a predicted model, not a curated record. NCBI's taxonomy places the organism in Eukaryota, Metazoa, Arthropoda, Insecta, Diptera, Culicidae. Gene Ontology annotation, cellular component: nucleus.
UUGAGUGAAGAAAAAGCUAAAAAAAAAAAACACACAUAUCAAAAAUGGUGACCGGAAUUGGAGCCACCGCGCAACAGGUCGCCGGAACGCCGGCCACCACACAGAUACCGCCGGCCGAGCCGGUCAAACGUUCCAGCGAUAAUCGUCGGAGCAAUAAACCGAUCAUGGAAAAAAGGCGCCGUGCUCGUAUUAACAACUGCCUGAACGAGCUUAAAACGCUGAUCCUCGACGCCAUGAAGAAAGACCCCGCUCGUCACUCAAAGUUGGAAAAGGCCGACAUCCUGGAGAUGACGGUGAAGCAUCUGGAAAAUCUGCAGCGUCAACAGAGCGCCAUGUCGCAAGCGACCGACCCGAGCGUAAUGAACAAGUUCAAGGCCGGCUUUAACGAGUGUGCACAGGAGGUGGGCCGCUUUCCGGAGAUUGAUCCGCACGUUAAGCGCCGUCUGUUGCAACAUCUCAGCAACUGCAUCAACGGUGUUAACAAGUCGGAUCUACCGAAGCGCCACCAGCAGCAGCAGCAACAGCACAUCCUGCCCUCACCGCCAAGCUCCCCCGAGCAGCAUCCGCACCCAUACGGACUGGCCGGCCAUCCUGCACCGCUCAGCGCUAUCCAGGCUGGUAAUGGAAGUGUCUAUAUGGCUGGUUCGAGCGUUCAGCUCAUCCCGACCAAGCUACCUAACGGAAGCAUCGCCUUUGUUCUUCCAACAACCGCAGCCCAAACGCUCACCGCCCAAGUGCAGCAACCACCCGUCCCGAUGCUCGUACCGAUCCCGUCCCGUACCGCUUCCACCGGAUCUGCCUCCUCGAGCCAUUCGGGUGCGUCCUCACUGUACGAUCGGGUACCCCGGGAACAUGCUACCUCCUCGCCGUACCACGCACCACCCAGCCCGGCCAAUUCCCACUAUGAACCGAUGGAAUGCCACACGUCCGCCAACGCCUACCACCAUCUCCACCAACAGUCGUCGUCGUCGUCGUCAUCGUCUUCCUCCUCCUCUUCAUCGUUCAGCAGCCCCGACAGUCCGCUGUCGCUCGUCAUGAAGAAACCGUACCACGAUGACGAUGAGGAUCAGGAGAUGAAACAGGAGGACGAUGGCAAACCAUGGCGCCCGUGGUAAAUCGUGCGGUGUGUGGAAAAGAAAGUGUGAGC